CUUUUUUAGUCAAACUUUGGCAGACAUGUUGGAGCAGUGCAGCAUUCCUGUAUAAAGUGGAGCGCACGCGCCGUUAAUUCGCCGGUUUCCGGUCGUUGCUGUGACAACCACGAGGGAACCAGUCACGUUAGCUUGUUUAGCGGGCUAACAGCUUGCUAACUGCGGAUUUCCCCAACAUUUGGCUUCACAAUGAUAACUCCUGCUUUCGAGCUGAGCCAAGAUCCAGAAUUUCUGACCCUCAGCGCCCGUGUUCCCUUCACCAGAACCUCUGAGUUUGACCUCUUUAUUGAUGGCACAGAUCUGAAGUUUUACGCUAAACCCUAUUUCCUAAGAUUAACUCUUCCUGGAAGAAUUGUGGAGGAUGGCAGAGAAAAAGCCACAUUUGACAUCGAUAAAGGACUUUUCACUCUGCGGAUCCCAAAGGAGACGGCAGGAGAACAUUUCCAGGGGCUGCAGAUGCUCACGAGCCUCCUGGCUCCCAAAGGCUGGCGUUCGGCCAAACCUCUGGUGGAGGACUUGAGCGCGGAAUGCAGUGGCAACGCAGGAGGCCACGAGGAGGACGAGGAGGAAUUCGACUGGCAGGUUGAGCAGCAGGUUUACACGGAGAAGUCGGAGGAAGAGCUGGGUCUGCUGCAGAAGUACGGCUUUGCCAAUCUAAGGUGUGGCGUGUUCCAUCGACUACAGGAGGAACUGUGCGAGGUGAUCGACCUGAAGAACCCAGAGGCCACAUCUGCAGCGGAGCGGCGGCGGGCUCGGCUGCAGGCGGAAGCCUCGGCGUUCUCCUCUGACCAUUACCUGGCGGAUUUGUUUGAAGAUGAUGAAAUAAAAAGGCUUCUGAAGUUCAGACCCUGGUGGACAAAACUGAGGGUCUCCACAGAGCAGGAAGAGGAACAGGCCGUGUCAUUCAGCGAGGAAGAGCGGGAGCAGCUGAGGAGGUUCACCAACCGAUCCUACCUGCUGGACAAGACGUCCCGCCGCCAAGCCUGGCUCAGCCUGGUGGACAUCCUGCUGGCUUUCUGCUACGAAGUGCGCUCCACAGAGGGAGAGCACAGUGUGGAGUCGCCGUGGACGAUCAGGAAACUCAGUGGAACUCUGAGCUGGCUGGAAACCUACAGCUCCCUGCAGGACGUCUUGGUGUCGUUCGGACGGCGGGUUUCGUGCUUCCCCCUCUACAGACACUUUGCCUUGGUCACCUCAGCGAUUCGCGAUGCAGCCAAGAUUUUUCAGUCAGGGAAGGCCUGCGUCCUCAAAUGCAUGCUGGAAAUCCACAAAGUCUUCCGCCAGAACGAGCCGGCCUACAUCCUGAACGACCUGUACAUCACAGACUACUGCGUCUGGAUCCAAGGGGUCAAGUCCAAGAAGGUGGGAUCAUUGGGGACAGCGCUCCAGAAAGCCGUGUUGCAGAAAAAAGACUUGGAGUUGGAGCUGGAUGAGCUGGAGAGCGCAGCAGCGAUGGUGUUGGAGGAGGAGGAGGAGUCUUCCAGCAGCGCCUCCUCUAGUGAGAGUGAUGACUCUGACGAUGAAAGCUGCCCUGAAACCACGGAGGGUGGGGAGACGUGUAAGGACAGCCCUCUACAACCGCCCUCCUCCAUCUGUCCCAUCCAUCACAGCUCCACCGACGCAGUCCUCUCAGAGGAGAGGAGGAAGGUGGAUGCGCUCCCGUCAGCCCCGGAGGACUGCAGACAGCUGAUCCAGGAGCUGCGGCUCUCUCCAGAGCCGAGUGAGGCGUCGGCGGACGGCGGAGCGUCUGCCGGGAAUCCACCGGAGCCGAGCCCUCCCAGGAACUUCACCGUGGAGACAACAGAACCUCCUGCAGACGCCUUCAUCCAAAUCUGAUCCUUCUAUCAGGACAUGGAAGAACUUGUUUCUUUUUCAGGUUUCUUCAUCUGGAUGUUCUGUUUGUUGACGACAGAAAGUUCCUAGUAAAUAUUUUCUGACUUCA
Oryzias latipes (Japanese medaka) is the source of this 1942-nucleotide messenger RNA. It is a transcript of the gene shq1, whose product is annotated as SHQ1, H/ACA ribonucleoprotein assembly factor. Gene Ontology annotation, biological process: box H/ACA snoRNP assembly. Lineage: Eukaryota; Metazoa; Chordata; Actinopteri; Beloniformes; Adrianichthyidae. Gene Ontology annotation, cellular component: nucleoplasm; cytoplasm. The record is from RefSeq and is a predicted model, not a curated record.